Molecule: messenger RNA, 1320 nt
Organism: Exaiptasia diaphana
Lineage: Eukaryota; Metazoa; Cnidaria; Anthozoa; Actiniaria; Aiptasiidae
Product: phosphoserine aminotransferase
Exons: 13
Coding region: 91-1200 (369 amino acids)
Biological process (GO): L-serine biosynthetic process
Cellular component (GO): cytoplasm
Molecular function (GO): pyridoxal phosphate binding; O-phospho-L-serine:2-oxoglutarate transaminase activity
Source: RefSeq, a predicted model, not a curated record
GUUAUGGUAAUUCACUCUACUGAGGAAUUUCACUCGAAGGUGCAUUGAACUCAAGCCUAAGGUAAAAACCUGAAAAUCUGCUGGUUCCAAAUGGCUAACGAAGGAAGAAAAACCAUCAAUUUUGCUCCCGGCCCUGCAAAGCUACCUGAAGAGGUCCUUUUGCAAGCUCAGAAAGAGUUGUUGAAUUAUGGCAACCUUGGAAUAAGUGUUAUGGAAAUGAGCCAUCGCUCAGCCGAGUUUGCCAAAAUUGCAAAUGACGCAGAAAAUGACCUUAGAGAGCUAUUGGAUAUACCUGAUAACUACAAAGUGCUAUUCCUUCAAGGCGGAGGGACUGGUCAAUUUUCAGCCAUCCCACUGAACCUGAUGAAAGAGGGUGGCUCCGCCGAUUACAUAUGUACUGGAGCUUGGUCAGCCAAAGCAGCUAAAGAAGCUGAAAAGUAUGGCAAAGUAAAUCGWGUUCUUCCUAAGCUGGAUUUGUACAACAGAAUCCCAAGUCAGUCAGAGUGGAAUCUUGACCCCAAUGCAUCUUAUGUSUAUUAUUGUGACAACGAGACCGUCCAUGGUGUUGAAUUUGACUUCAUCCCAGAAACCAAYGGAGUUCCCAUUGUCUGCGACAUGUCAUCAAAUAUUUUGACAAGACCAGUGGAUAUCAGUAAAUUUGGUGUCAUCUAUGCUGGAGCACAAAAGAACAUUGGRUGUGCUGGAGUCACAUUGGUUAUUGUGAGAGAAGAUCUCCUUGGUCGAGCAUCGCCACAGUGUCCUAUAGUCUUUGAUUACAAGGUCCAAGCUGGCAAUAAUUCCAUGUACAAUACACCACCAACCUACAGCAUCUAUUUGAUGGGGCUGGUAUUCAAGUGGAUUAAAAAAUUGGGAGGAUUACAAGAGUUAAACCAAAGAAGUUACAUAAAGUCGACCAUGAUUUACGACAUCAUUGACUCAUCGCAAGGAUUUUACAGCGGGAAAGUCAACAAAGACGCGCGUUCGCGAAUGAACGUCACGCUAAGAAUCAAAGAUGGAAACGAAGAACAAGAAAAAGAAUUUGUAACGAAAGCAGCUGAGCAAGGAAUGAUUCAACUUAAAGGACACAGGAGUGUUGGUGGCAUCAGAAUAUCGUUAUACAACGCAAUUACCUUAGAGGAGACGAAAACACUGGCGCAAUUCAUGAGAGACUUUAACAAAAUGAAGACCACAACCGUUUGAUAGAAAUCACAUAUAUAUAACAACUAAUUACCAAACCGAAAAAUCCAUCUACUGAAACAAGAACUGGUCCAUGCGCAAUGUAAAUAAUGAUGAACAACAAAUUAUAAUGUAUGAUUUGCA